UAAAACCACACUCGCAGAACCCUCCAUUUCUACGCUUCCGCACUUUGGCGCGCAGACAGUCUUUCAGAGAACAUAGAGAUAAAAGAAAGAAGAGAGAAUCUCCCACAAAGAUGGAUAAGAGUCUCUCAGUUUACCUAAUGGCAUUGAAACGGACUUUAGUACGUUACGAUUACAACCAUCUUCAUUAUCUACGACGAGAACAACGAGGAACUUUGUCUGUAUAAUACCCAAAAUCCCAUUCCCAAACCUGAGAAUCCCAUCUCUGGCCCCACCAUCUUCGACAAAUCGGUGCUUGCAGUUGAGAUCAAAGGUGGAUCACAAGGACCAGCAGCAGUACAGCAACAACACCCAGGUGGCGUAUCCGAAGCCCACGGGGAUCCCGUGGAGUAAGGAGCUCAGCAACACGGUGAACUUCAUCGGCAUUGUCGGCACCCCCGUCGAGAUCAAACACUUACCCUCUGGCAAAGCCCUCGCCUGGACGCGCCUCGCCGUCAAGAAGUCCGCCUCCCUCAGCUCCUGUUAUGUAAUUCAGGAUAAAUUUGACAUUUUGGGAUGAGCUAGCGCAUAUUUCUUUUCAGCAUGUGGAGAAGGGCUACCAAAUAUAUGUCUCGGGCCGGCUGGUCGCAGAUAUAGUUGAAAGCAGACCUUUUUGCAGGUAAUUGUUCAACAACUUAAUUUUGUUGAAAGGAGCCUCUCUCAUCCAUGCCUUUGUAUAAUCAUGACUCUAAUUCCAUGACGGCAGGUAAAAAGCAUGGAAAUAUUCGUGCAAGUAAUGUGGGUUCUGUCGAAGAAUUAUGGCAAGCCUUCUUUGCUAAUCCAGUGGAUUGGUGGGAUAAUAGGAAGAACCAGAGGAACCCAAGAUAUCCGGAUUAUAAGCACAAAGAUACUGGAGAAGCUUUGUGGGUUGAAGGCAGGUACAAUCCACCAUGGGUGAAGUCCCAACUGGCAAUACUGGAUACACGAAUGGGGUCCCUCUAUGAUCAGGAUGCUAGGAUUGAUGCAAAUAUAGUGGCUUGUGAUAAAUUUUCGCCUUUCUAAGUGCUUAUGAUGCUGAUCUUUAGGUUUGGUGCUGAUGGGGCAAUUUCUCUGUAUAUUUUUCCCCUUUAGGCGGAUAAGGUGGAUAAGGUGGAAGAUCUUCGGAGAAUGUGUUGAAAGUUUGCAGUCUACAGUGUGGUUUUUACAUGAUAUGCAAAUUAUAAGUCAGUCUGCAUUUACUUCCGUUGGAGAUUAUGAUGUUGAUGUUUCGGUAUUGGUGCUAAUGGGACAGUUUCUCUGUAUUUUCUUCUUCGUUUUAAUGUUAGCAAUUUACUUGAAAAAAUA
Molecule: messenger RNA, 1320 nt
Organism: Juglans microcarpa x Juglans regia
Lineage: Eukaryota; Viridiplantae; Streptophyta; Magnoliopsida; Fagales; Juglandaceae
Product: protein OSB1, mitochondrial-like
Exons: 6
Coding region: 703-1038 (111 amino acids)
Biological process (GO): mitochondrial DNA replication; positive regulation of helicase activity
Cellular component (GO): mitochondrial nucleoid
Molecular function (GO): single-stranded DNA binding
Source: RefSeq, a predicted model, not a curated record